Messenger RNA from Thermothelomyces thermophilus ATCC 42464, 2720 nucleotides. RefSeq lists its product as uncharacterized. NCBI's taxonomy places the organism in Eukaryota, Fungi, Ascomycota, Sordariomycetes, Sordariales, Chaetomiaceae. The transcript is spliced from 4 exons. The coding region runs from base 495 to 2354 and encodes 619 amino acids. The record is from RefSeq and is a predicted model, not a curated record.
CCAGCGUAUCCGCGUAGUAGCACUUCGGACUCCCACCCCUCCCUCGGUAUUGCAUCCGCAUGGAUAGCUCGGCCCAGGCCACCAUGGGCGUCAUACCCAACAUUAGGGCAUUGUCGCCGGAUCCCAACUACCAGGAUGGCCCGGAGCAGGCCGAGUUCUCGCUCGCGGACUACAUUGCGGAUUCAUCGAUGCCUGCCGAAGAGAAGGUGCGAACUCGCAAGCCCAUCCUGUUCCGCCGUCGCGCGAAGCGGGAGCAAAACAAAUACGCGUGCUUCAAGUGUCAGAAGAAGAAGACAAAGGUGCCGCUCCUCCUCCUCUUCCCAAGAUUUCAUGUUCAUGUCCGGAAAACUCCCCCGUUCGUGCAUGCAGCAACCGCGCUGACUUGAGCUUUUUCCGCUCGACUGCAGUGCAGCAGCGAGCGGCCGCGCUGCUCGGCCUGUGUGAAGCGCAAUGACGUCUGCGAGUACGACGUCAGGCAGGGCGCCGUCUCGCGCAUGGCGGACAUGAAGGAGACCAACAGCACCCUGCAGCGCGUGCUCUCCCACCUGACCUCGGCCCCCGUCAGCGAGGUGGUCGAGACGGUGCAGAAGCUGAACGCCAUUCAGGCGCUGUCGACCCUGAAAGACGGCACCGGCUCCGUCGACCUCUGCAGCAAGGCCCUGGCCGACGGCGAGGUCGCCAAGAUCGAUGCCCAGGCGCUGGCCGAGUGCGCUACCAAGCUGCCCGCCAAGCCCUGGACGUCGGUCGCCGGCGACGGUCUCGUCUCGCAUCUCGUCGCCGAUUUCUUCUUCCCGAAUGCCGACGACCCGUUCGUGACGGGCUCCACCCUCAUCGACCGGGACCUGUUCAUCCAGGACAUGACCCUCUGCAAUCCCUCGCAGAGCCAGUUCUGCUCCCCGUUUCUGGUAAACGCCAUUUGCGGGCUACGAUCGUUAUCCUCCGACAAGAUACGGCUCGUGAACGAGAUCACGGGAACUAAUCUCACCGAGUUGUUCGUGGCCGAAGCGAAACAGCAUUUCGAUACUGAAGGCGGCAGGCGUUGUCUUACCACAAUUCAAGCCCUCUACCUCUUUUUUAUGGUAACCUGCCACUUCGGCACCAAGAAGGCUGGAUCCGUAUACCGUCUCGGGGCCUUGGAUUAUCUUAGUAGGCUUGAUUUGGAUAAGGCAUUUGCCGAGUACCGCCGGGGCAACGGACUCACUGACCCCGAUAAGUGUCGGGCUCUCUUCAAAACGUACUGGGGGAUAUUCAAUUUUGAAUGUAUUCUUUGCCAUACAUAUCUCCGGCCACCACCCAUUAAUCUUCUUCCGCUAGCCUUCUUUCCUGGCGAUACCGAUGGUUCUCGGAGUACACCGGGGCAAGCUCAGAUCGCCCGUCGAGUCGUGCCGGCCACGAAUCGGAUUUCAGACAUGCAAUAUCGCGUUAUGAAGUACAACAGCGACCCGAUCCCCCCAGUGGGCGAUGAGUCCGACAUGAGGGUCCGGAACGAUCUGCUUUUCCAACUUCAAGCGCUAAAAAAUUCGCUAAUCCCCAACCCCGCCGACUCCGAGACUCAGGAUAGGCAUACCAUUCUGGUCAAAUUGUAUAUCAACAUGGUCGCCUGCAACAUCCUCCGCCCGCUUCGCUCCACUAUUCCCGUCUACUGUCCCAAUAAGACCAGCACCACCACCACAUCGUCGUCGACUGCAUCAAUACCGACACCAAUAACGGCCAAACUCCACCUCCUUUGCCUCGCCACGACCGACAUCCGCCUGAUCGAAACCUACCUCACCCGCUGCGCCCCGCCUUCCUACGCACCCUCCGUCUCCGUCCCCCUGUGCUCCGCCGUCUACACCAUCCUCCCCUUCCUCGACGACGAAGACGCGGACAGGGACCUGGCCACGCGCGACGCCUUUGCCCGCGGAUGCGCCAUGCUCGAGCGGCUGGAGAGCUGCUUCCGCGGCGUGCGCACCUUCCGCUGGGGCGUCCUGGCCGUCGCCUGGAAGCUCGGGGUGCGGAUCCCCGCCCCGGCAUGGCCCGCGUUCGAAGGCCUCGAGGCCGAAGUCCGCAGGGGGGACGUUGACCUCCGCAACGUGGCGGUCGAUAUCGUGAUCCCGCUGCCACGUGACCUGGCCGAGAGGGUUUUCGUUACCGAUAGCGGCUGUGCUGCGAGAAGGAUGAGGGACGCGAUCCCGGGACUGGACCUCGCUGCCGUUCUUGGGGAGUGGGGGAAGGCGUUGCGGAUGGAAGGGGAGAGGUUGGAAGGCGAGAAACUGGAAAGAGAAAGAUUGGAAAGGACGAGGCCGGAAGGACAAAGUUUGGAAGCCGGGAGGUUAGAGGAGGAGAAACGAGUCGGGAGCGUGGGGAGUGUAUGAAAAGAGGUGUGUUCAUGGGGAAGCGAUGGGAGGAAAGAUGAGGAGGACGGGGCGCCAACGUCAAUGUCGUUGUGUCGGGACCGGGGAGAGAAGGGAGAGCAGGGGCAGGGGAGGGGAGGAGAUGCGUAUGUGGCGUUGGAGAUACCCUCUGCUUUUUGUGGUGCUGAUUGCUGGGAUGCUUAUCAUCGUGUACAUGUUUGCGGUCUUUUGGGAGUACAAAGAUCGAGGUUGCUCAUAUAUGGCGGAGUUGGGCGGAGUGUGAUGACAAUAUCGCAUUGUAUAUAUAUUAAUAGAAUGGGCCGGCUAGUUGGGCCGGUUUGGCGCCUGGAACUCGCACAGAAUGUUCGUCUUUUUCCAUGUUGCAGC